Molecule: messenger RNA, 3583 nt
Organism: Carassius auratus (goldfish)
Lineage: Eukaryota; Metazoa; Chordata; Actinopteri; Cypriniformes; Cyprinidae
Product: eosinophil peroxidase-like
Exons: 15
Coding region: 444-3116 (890 amino acids)
Biological process (GO): response to oxidative stress
Molecular function (GO): protein binding; heme binding; peroxidase activity
Source: RefSeq, a predicted model, not a curated record
GAACCAAACUACAUAUGGGUGCCGACUGUCUUCAAUUGAGAAAAUGAACACUAAGACAUGUCCCUAAAUAUCUUCUUUAAUGAAGGAAAGGAAAACAAACAGUUUUGGAAUGACAUUAGAGUGAAUAAAUAAUGACAGAACUUUUGUCCUUGCAUUCCUGUAAUGUAGAUUAAUGAAGAGUGUUUAAGUGUUGACACACUAAAUCAGUGUCAGAUUGUCACCUCAAAUAAAUCAAUAAAACAAAUACCACAUAUAGUAAAUGCACUUGUGAAAAGGAAGAAGGAAGUAAAUCUGUUGCCCCGCCUGAGACUCCACCAGUGAUGCUUAGAGGAGUGAGGAUGAGGGAUGGUUUAAAAGCACAGCCACUCCAUCCACUCACUACAACACACUCCGAGCCUUGACUCCAGAACCAGAGAGACAGAGAGACCUAUUAGAGACCUGAGAUGAAUCUUCACACUUUUGUUUUUGUGGUGGGAUGUUGUUUUGCUCUUUCAUUUGGUGCAGAAGGAGAAAGUCCUGGGAGACGUUUCAUUCUAGAUUCGAUUGAGGAAGCAAAGAAAAUCGUGGAUGCUGCUUACAAGUAUUCUCGUGAUGAGAGUUUAGCAAGGGUGCGCAGAGAUGUCAUCAAGCCGUCCGACAAGCUACGUCUACUGAAACAGCCAGCUCGAAAGACACGAGAAGCCGUGAGAGCAGCAGACUACAUGGUGCAGACACUGAGGCUGAUCAGUGAGAAAGCCCAUCAUGUACACAAGAGGUCGAUCAAUGCUACAGACCUGCUGACUCCAGAUGAGCUGAAGACCAUUGAACGUCUGACAGGCUGUACAGCUCAAAUCCAGCCCCCAUCUUGUAGGACCACACCCCUCAUAAACAAAUAUCGAACUAUCACCAGUGUCUGCAACAACCGGAGGAACCCACUCCUUGGUGCAUCCAAUACCGCUUUUACCCGCUGGUUGCCUGCUCGCUAUGAAGAUGGCAUCUCCCAGCCCAAUGGGUGGAAUCCCAACAGAUUGCACAACGGUGCAGUGCUGCCCCUGGUCAGAUUGGUUUCAAAUCGUAUUCUAAGCACUGCUGAUGCUGACAUAGAGAGUGAUCGCGAGUUUACCUUCAUGCUCACCAUCUUUGGGCAAUGGGUUGACCAUGAUCUGACUUUAACGCCCUUCUCACCAAGCAUCAGAUCCUUCAGCAAUGGCCUUAACUGCGAUGAGAGUUGUGAGCGCUCUGAACCUUGCUUCCCAAUUCCGGCCCCUACAGGAGAUCAACGCCUGAGGCCUGGCACCUGUCUCCCUGUCUUCCGUUCUUCACCUGCCUGUGGCUCCGGGAACACUGCCUAUAUGUUUGGUGGGAAUCCCAAAGUUCGGGAACAGAUCAAUGCUCUCACAGCUUUCCUAGAUGCUGGACAGGUUUAUGGGUCCGAGGAUGGGCUAGCAAAGGAACUUCGAGACCUGACCAAUGAUGGUGGUCUUCUACGUGUCAAUCAUCAGUUCACUGACAAUGGUCGAGAGCUUUUGCCUUUUACCAGUGUAGAAAGCAACAUGUGUGCCACUCGCAGGAACACCCUCAAUGACACCACCCUUACAGAGGUGCCUUGUUUCAUUGCAGGGGAUGUCCGUGUUGAUGAAAACACUGCACUCACCUCAAUACACACACUUUUUGUGAGGGAGCACAAUAGAUUGGCUCGUGCCCUCCAUGCGCUUAACCCUACCUGGAGUAGUGAAACCCUCUAUCAAGAGGCAAGAAAAAUUGUGGGUGCCUACAACCAGAUCUUGGUGUUUAAGGAAUACUUGCCACAUAUUGUGGGCCUUGAUGCUUACAAUAGAUACCUCGGACAAUAUCCAGGUUAUGAUGAGAAUGUGGACCCAACCAUUGCAAAUGUUUUUGCCACUGCAGCUUUCCGUUUUGCCCACCUGGCCAUCCAACCCAUGAUAUUUCGUCUUGAUGAAAAUUACCAGAACCAUCCACAAUUUCCAAGCGUGCCCCUUUACGAGGCCUUCUUUUCUCCUUGGAGGGUGAUCUUUGAGGGUGGCAUCGAUCCUCUGCUUCGUGGACUGAUUGGUCGACCAGCAAAACUGAACACACAGGACCACAUGUUGGUGGAUGCUCUUAGGGAGAGGCUGUUUGCCUUUACAUCACACAUUGCUUUGGAUUUGGCUGCCCUUAACAUGCAAAGAAGCCGUGACCACGGUAUACCAGGCUAUAAUUCAUGGCGUCGGUUCUGUGGACUGUCUGCUCCUCGGAAUGAGCAAGAAUUGGCUGUGGUGAUGAACAACAGUGAAUUGGCUCGCAGGUUGCUUGAGCUUUAUGGCACCCCUGAGAACAUUGACAUUUGGUUGGGAGGUGUUGCUGAGCCUUUUGCUCCUGGUGCUCGUGUUGGUCCUCUUUUUGCCUGCCUCAUCUCUACACAGUUCCAGCGCAUCCGCCAGGGGGAUAGGUUAUGGUUUGAGAACGAUGAAGUGUUCACCACAAGACAAAAAUCAUCACUGGCCUCUGUGUCACUAGCCCGCAUCAUCUGUGACAACACUGGAAUCCUCAGAGUUCCCUUUGAUCCUUUCCGCUUCACCAGUCCUACUAGUUUUAUUAACUGUAGGGAUAUCUCAGCCUUUGACCUCACCCCUUGGUUUGACUCUGAUACAGAUUCCUUCCGAGGGCCUCCCGGACCCAGAGGACCCCCAGGAGAACCUGGUCCCCGAGGUGUAGCAGGCCCCCCUGGACCUCCAGGACCUCCAACUAAUACCACAGGACAACAGUCUGCCUUCUUUGCUUCUGUUGGUACCAUCCUCCCUGCCACUGCUACGGUUGUUGUGUUUAAUCAGGUCCUUUACAAUGGACAGAACCAUUAUAACCAAAAUUCAGGUCAAUUCAUCUGCCAAAUACCCGGUGUAUAUGAAUUCCAGUUCUCAUGCCUAGGAACUCGGACUUUGGGUGUUGUUACUUUAAAGAAAAAUAAUGUUGUACAGGUAACUGCUGAAACUAUCAACCUUAAUACACGAUCAUUAGCGGAAGGGAGUGUGGUUCUAAACCUGCAGAGGGGCGACAGUGUGUGGAUAGAGGCUUCUCGAGGUGCUAAUGGUAUAGGCAGAUCAAGCUAUUUCUCUGGUCAUAUUCUUUUCCCUGUUUGAGACUAUUGCUUAUGAUGUAUUUUCCCCUUUCACAAAGCUGUUGUUUUUAUAAUUCACAUAUAAUAUGACAGCUAAAAAAUCCUAUGAAAUGCAAACUGUAAAUUUGCUAUUUUUCCUUUGUCUUUAAAAAAAACUAUUCUUACUGUAUCUUAAGCCGUUGUGCUUUCCUGUUCUUGGUGGUGUUUUGUUUUAUUAAUAAGAUGACUGACUGUUAGUUAUGCAAAAUUAAGAGUGCAGUUAUACUUUAGUCUUUGAAUUAUGCAUUGUUUAAAGCACAAAGCAGUGCUCAUGCAAUGACAAUUCUUUUUUUCAUGUACUGUAUGGUGGUAUUUGUUGUUUUUGGUUUUGGUUUUGUUGUUAGAUUGCAACAAAAAUAUUCUGUAGUCCAUGGUGUGACAGUUAUUUUUUUGUGUAUGCUUUUAGCAAAGUGAAAAACAAAAAAAUAAAUGAACUUUCUGUAUCAUCAA